This is a messenger RNA of Vigna unguiculata (cowpea), 1314 nucleotides long. RefSeq lists its product as uncharacterized. Lineage: Eukaryota; Viridiplantae; Streptophyta; Magnoliopsida; Fabales; Fabaceae. The record is from RefSeq and is a predicted model, not a curated record. Gene Ontology annotation, molecular function: tRNA (adenine(58)-N1)-methyltransferase activity. Gene Ontology annotation, cellular component: nucleus; tRNA (m1A) methyltransferase complex. Gene Ontology annotation, biological process: tRNA methylation.
AAUCAAGCGCCGUUAUCGGCCUAUUUGAAAUUCUGGUCGGUGGCGUAACCAAUCUCUUCAACACGACGCACAAGUUUUCUACUACGCGAACGCUUUCUCAACUCAAAUACUUGAUAAUUGUGUUUUUUGACUACUUCAAGGCUUGAAGACUUCUAAGAUGUUGGCCUGUCAUCCUGCAAAAAAAUUAUCAUUUAACCGAUCAAUUAGUGAUGGCGAUUUGGUUAUUGUUUAUGAAAAGCAUGAAAGCAUGAAGGCUGUUACUGUGUGUGAGGGUUCAGUCCUGCAGAAUCGUUUUGGUGUUUUUAAACAUUCGGAUUGGAUAGGAAAACAGUUUGGAUCUAAAGUAUUCAGUAGUAAGGGUGGUUUUGUGUACUUGUUAGCCCCCACACCAGAAUUGUGGACUCUGGUAUUAAACCACAGGACUCAGAUUCUCUAUAUUGCGGAUAUUAGUUUUGUUAUCACAUACUUGGAGGUUCUUCCUGGUUGUGUGGUUCUUGAAUCUGGAACUGGUAGCGGAUCUUUGACUACUUCACUUGCAAGAGCUGUUGCUCCUUCAGGACACGUCAAUACCUUUGAUUUCCAUGAACAAAGGGCUGAAUCAGCUAGGGCUGAUUUUGAGAGAACAGGUCUAAGCAGCUUAGUCACGGUGAAGGUUAGGGACAUUCAGGGUGAAGGAUUCCCUGAUGAUUUUACAGGCAUGGCUGACUCUGUAUUUUUGGAUCUACCUCAACCUUGGCUCACCAUUCCUUCAGCUGCAAAAGUGUUGAGACAUGAUGGCACAUUGUGCUCUUUCUCUCCUUGUAUCGAGCAAGUACAACGAACAUGUGAAACACUACGGACCCGCUUCACAGACAUAAGAACAUUUGAAGUACUUUUACGCACGUAUGAAGUUCGGGAAGAGAGAAUGCAAAGCCUAAGCGAGGAUGGUGAUGGUUCUAAUGGUUCUGUUCAUAGGAAGAGGAGACAAUGCUCUGAUGGAAGCUAUGUACUCAGCGGCAGUCCUUCUAUUUCUUCUGUCAUGGCCAGACCUUGUGGUGAAGCUCGAGGUCACACAGGCUAUUUGACAUUUGCAAGAGUCAAAUGCGUCUCAUGAAGAGUGUUGUCAUGUUCAUCACAAUUUUGUAUCUCCUUUCGUAUAGAGCCUCAUGCCUAGAUUGUUUAAGGCCUACCUCUUUGCAGAUUAGUGAUCAUUAGUGACUAUUUUGUGCUUCAUUUUCUUUACAAAUAUUUAGAUGGAUCAAGUGUCUUAACAUGUUUACAUUGCUUCAGCAAAGUGGCAAAAAUACUUGUGUCACUAUUGAUUGAUUUGCUCAC